AUGGCCUCAGGUAAUGGCCAUUGGCCGCGCGGUCAUGCAAGGAACAGUAUCACGAGGUCCAACAACAGGAGGGAAAGCGACCACUUGCCCGACCUCCUAUGCGGAGACGACCCCUUGAAUAUUUCUCCAAGAAAACUCACAGGGAUCUUGUCGAUAUUCGGUCCCAGUGCCCGCUCCCUGGAAUGCAUCGAGUCUCCAACAACCCGUAGCGGACGGAUCGAGCCAGGACGAGGAUGGAAAGAUGGAGCUUUGACUCCAACACCAACCAUCACCAAGGGCCAAGGGCCUCCUGGAGAGUUUCUGAACUUGACAAAGUAA
This is a messenger RNA of Fusarium venenatum, 318 nucleotides long. The record is from RefSeq and is a predicted model, not a curated record. NCBI's taxonomy places the organism in Eukaryota, Fungi, Ascomycota, Sordariomycetes, Hypocreales, Nectriaceae.